Myxocyprinus asiaticus (Chinese sucker) is the source of this 8572-nucleotide messenger RNA. RefSeq names its product zinc finger protein castor homolog 1-like. Lineage: Eukaryota; Metazoa; Chordata; Actinopteri; Cypriniformes; Catostomidae. Gene Ontology annotation, biological process: regulation of neuron differentiation; positive regulation of transcription by RNA polymerase II. The transcript has 21 exons. Gene Ontology annotation, molecular function: DNA-binding transcription factor activity, RNA polymerase II-specific; RNA polymerase II transcription regulatory region sequence-specific DNA binding. The record is from RefSeq and is a predicted model, not a curated record. Bases 160 to 6132 code for a protein of 1990 amino acids. Gene Ontology annotation, cellular component: nucleus.
GAAAUCCUAUGAUGAAAUAAGCCUGUGAGUGGAGCGACUUGUUCUGUCAGAGAGAGAGAGAGAGCGAGUUUAUGAAGAACUGUUUAAGCAUUACAGAGGUGCAGACUGAGGAAUAUGAAUAUGCAUCGCACCAUAUGGCUCCACUUGCUCUGGGACUAGAUGUGUCCAGAAGCUGAGAGGAGUUUAUGCACUGAAAAGACCACAGGAAAAUCCACAAUGGCCGCCAAAAGGAAAGGUGGCCUAAAACUGAAUGCGAUCUGUGCCAAGCUUAGCCGGCAGGUGGUAUAUGACGGCAGCUCCCAGAAUGCAGAGGGCGACUCAGACCUAGUGGACAACAGCGAGCGGGGCAGCCUGCACUACGAUGAGGGUGACAGGCCUGAAAGCGACUUCCCAGAGGAGCUGACCCUGGGCCAGAGUUUGGAGGAGGACCAGAAACGGCGCGAGGCCAUUGAGAAGUGGGUGAACGGCGAAUAUGCUGAUGAUCCGCAAUCCUUAGAUGGGGUUGAGCACAGGGUACUCAGACCCAACAAUGGAGAUGAUGGCCCUCCUGAGGGUGUGUACAUGGUGCAGCCCAAAGGCUGCAGUGAUGAAGAAGACAACACAGAAGAAGCUGAGACUAUGCCUGGCUCCAAUGAGGGCAGUUAUCACGAGGACAGAAACUCAGAGGGCAGCCCACACAAGGACGACAGCUACCAACCCACCACUGAAGCCCCCCCUCGCCAACCCGCCUUCUCUUCUCCAGGGGAGGCCUCCACUUUGCGUGACUAUGCCACCAACACCAUGAAUGAGUUCUUACACAUGUUUGGCUAUGAUGGCCAACAGGUUCGGGAUGAGUUGGCCAAGAAGAUCAGCUUCGAAAAGCUGAAAGCAGCUACCUCAGAUCCCUCCUCCCUGAGCAGUGAGGAGGCCACCCGUCGAGCUCGCUUCUCCAAGUACGAGGAGUACAUCCGCAAGCUAAAAGCUGGGGAGACCCUGCCCUGGCCUAUCCAGACCAAACCAGAAGAGCUCAACUCCAAAAUGGCACAGGAGAAGAGCGCCACCCUCAUCCAACCAACCCUCACAGGGACUGAAGGUCAGAUUUUUCCAUCCGGAAUAGACCACAAACAAAGCUCGCUCAACGCGCCCCCAAACAACCCGUCACACAUACAGAACCUGGCGUCCCGGGCCUCCAAGUAUGACUACUUCAUCCAGAAGCUGAAGAUGGGCGAGAGCCUCAAACAGCAGAAUGGCAAUUCCUACAAGCGGCCCUCCAAGUAUGAUCUGGAGAAUGUGAAGUUCCUACACCUCUUCAAACCAGGAGAGGGCAACCCUGACAUGGGUGGCGCCAUCGCCUUUAAGACUGGCAAGGUUGGACGGCCUUCAAAAUAUGACAUACGAAACAUCCAGAAGCUUAUGCCUGUGAAGGCUGACCCUCCGAUGAUGCCAGCCGUUCUCCCGGCUACACCAGGAACCCCAGGAACACCAGUCAUUAACACAGCUGCUCCCGCUGGGAUUGUUGGGCCUCCGGGGUUGCCAGUCGAUCAGGCAGGCCACCUGGGUUUUAACACUGAUUACAUGAAGUCCAGCUUCUCCAAGACUGACUCCAUCACUACUGGAACUGUCUCCUCAGUCAAGAACGGUCUUCCUCCAGAGAAACCUGCCACAGAGGAUGUCAACGUAUACCAGAAAUAUAUCGCCAGGUUUUCUGGGAGCCAGCACUGUGGCCAUGUGCACUGUGCUUACCAGUACAGAGAGCAUUAUCACUGCAUGGACCCUGAAUGUAACUAUCAGAGAUUCACCAGUAAGCAGGAUGUGAUAAGGCAUUAUAACAUGCAUAAGAAGAGGGACAACUCCCUGCAGCAUGGAUUCAUGCGCUUUAGCCCAUUGGAUGACUGCAGUGUCUACUACCAUGGCUGCCAUCUCAACGGCAAGAGCACCCAUUACCACUGCAUGCAGGUGGGCUGUAACAAGGUGUACACAAGCACCUCUGAUGUCAUGACUCAUGAGAACUUCCAUAAGAAAAAUGCACAGCUGAUCAACGAUGGCUUCCAGAGGUUCCGUGCCACAGAAGAUUGUGGGACAGUUGGGUGUCAGUUCUAUGGGCAAAAGACUACCCACUUCCACUGCAGGCGCCCAGGCUGUACCUUCACCUUCAAGAACAAGUGUGACAUCGAGAAGCACAAGAGCUAUCACAUUAAAGAUGACGCUUACGCCAAGGAUGGCUUCAAGAAGUUUUACAAAUAUGAGGAAUGCAAGUACGAAGGCUGCGUCUACAGCAAGGCCACCAACCAUUUUCACUGCAUCCGUCAGGGCUGUGGCUUCACCUUUACCUCCACCAGCCAGAUGACCUCACACAAGCGCAAACACGAGCGCCGCCACAUCCGAUCAUCAGGCAUGCUGGGCCUCACUUCCUCCUUCCUUUUGCCCAAAGAGGAACAGGAUGAGUCCAGCAACGAUGACCUCAUGGAUUUCUCAGCGAUUAGCAGCAAGAACUCCAGUUUAAGUGCUUCUCCAACCACACAGCAGUCCUCCACUGCACCACACAUGCUGCCCACUCCAACAACCACCAUGUCCUCCAGUCACAGCAUCAAGCCAACCGCCGCUCUUCCUCCGGCCAGCCGCAUAUCCACCCUGCUCUCCCAGGCUCUCCCCAGCAACGUGCCCAUGGCUCUGGCUCUUUCCAACAGCACCUUAGCAGGGGCUUCCAACCCCUUCUUUCCUCUCAUUCCCAGAAUGUCCAUGUCGCUCACACCCUCUGCCCCUGGCCUGAUCUGUGCCGGCAACUCCAGGGCUCACUCCAUGCCCAGCGACUCUCUUCCCCAGACCUCAACCCCACCUGGGGACCCAGCCGCUGCUACUGUAGCUUCCACUCCAACCUCCUUUGCUGCAUCAUCCAUCAUGGAGAAGAUCUCGGCCAGCAAAGGUUUGAUAUCGCCCAUGAUGGCCAGACUGGCAGCCGCUGCCCUGAAGCCCUCAAGUAACCUGGAUGCAGGGAUUGGGCAGCCAGCUCAAGCAGGCCAGUUUAAUUCAGUUGAAGUGAAGCAGGAGCCAGUGGACGGCACCUCGGGGGUCUCCCAAGACUCCAUCCAAGAGCACAGCCUGGACCUGAGCAAGAAAGACCACAGCACUGAAUCAAACGGACACCCGGCGCCCGGAAAAACAUCUCUUUUAUCCUCGCUUAUGAAUAAGAUGACACAUGUGAAUCCUGGCUUCUUCAGUGCUUUGAAUCUGAAGUCUGAGCUGGAGGGAGCUCAGGCAGCUGAUGGCUCAGAGGCAGCUCAGUAUCUCAGCAGGGUGAUGAAGAGAUCGGGCCCAGAGAAACCAGUUGAGCUAUGGAGGGCCUAUCUGCGCAGGUAUGACACUGAUGAUUUCUGUGAAGCCCAGUGUGAUUUCUUGCACAAGAUACAUUUUCAUUGCCUGGUGGAGGAUUGUGGGGCCCUUUUCAGUACAGUGGACGGAGCCAUCAAACACGCAAACUUCCACUUCAGAGCCAACCUGAAGGUUAAAUCAGAGUCCCCUUUCAACGAGAGCAAGGAAUCCAAUGAUAGUGCCCCUAAUCAGAUGGCUGCCCCCAUUUCCAUGGCCAAGACGCCUCCCAUGGAGGUGCCCAGCCUUGCUGUUUCAGGGGGAUACAGCUCGUCCCCUUCAUUGCAAGCCUGGAAACAGCUGGCUGGAUCGAUCCCCCAACUUCCCGCUUCCAUGCCCAGUAUGCCAGCCACUUCCCCUCUGGCCACAACCUCACUGGAGAAUGCUAAGCCGCAGGUCAAGCCUGGCUUCCUACAGUUCCAAGACAAUGAUCCUUGUCUGGCCACUGACUGCAAAUACUCCAAUAAGUUCCAUUUCCACUGUCUGUUUGGAAACUGCAAAUAUGUGUGUAAAACCUCCGGGAAGGCCGAAUCGCACUGCCUGGACCACAUAAACCCCAACAGCAACCUGGUGAAUGUGCGAGACCAGUUCUCCUACUAUUCCCUACAGUGUCUUUGUCCUAACCAGCACUGUGAGUUUCGGAUGAGGGGCCACUAUCAUUGUCUGAGACCUGGCUGUUACUUCGUAACCAACAUCACCACCAAACUGCCCUGGCACGUCAAGAAACAUGAGAAAGCCGAACGACGUGCAGCCAACGGGUUUAAAUACUUCACCAAGAGAGAAGAAUGUGGCAGACUCGGGUGCAAAUACAACCAAGUUAACAGCCACUUCCAUUGUAUCCGUGAGGGCUGUCAGUUCUCCUUCCUGCUCAAGCACCAGAUGACCUCCCAUGCCCGCAAACACAUGAGGAGGAUGCUGGGGAAAAACUUUGACCGAGUCCCUUCACAGGUUGUCUCUCAUGCCCACCGGUCUGAAGAGAUGCAGCACAUGGCCAGUCUAGCUUCGUCUGGUGUGAUGGGCAGCCAUCCUGGUCUGACCCACAACUUCUCCAGCAUGAUGGAGGAAAAUGAUGAUUACAUGGACUACACCGGCGGGGGAAGCCCACUUGGCCUCUCCUCAGAAUCCUCUUACCAAGACCGUAGCUGCACCAGCACCCCAGUGGGCAAUGACAGCUCGCCAGCAGGACCAGGCUGUCAGGUCCCUCCUCCUGCCACCACUACCUCUGCUGACUCUCCUUCUCCUUCUCAAUCUGCACCUCUUCCUCCUCCACCACCUCCACCACCUCCUCCUCCUCCACAUCAGUCCGUGCUCCAGAGUCAGCCUCCAUCUCUCUCCUCGGCUCUUCUCCGGCCACCACUCCCAUACCUUCUCUCCCCUUCCUGUCUGUCAUACUCUCUGCUUAGCGCCUCUCUUGGAGCCACUAGGAGUGUUGUCAUGCCAACCAACACACCAGCUUUCAGCCCCAUCAUUCCUACUUCAUCUUCGGUUAAAAAUGAUGUCCCUAUAGUUCAGGAUGCUGCAGGUAACACCAUCUCUAUCCCCACUGCAACUGGCACCAAGAAACGCUUCUGGAUCAUCGAGGACAUGUCACCCUUUGGCAAACGCCGCAAGACAGCCUCGUCUCGCAAGAUGCUGGAUGAAGGCAUGAUGCUGGAAGGGUUCCGCCGCUACGACCUCUAUGAGGACUGCAAGGAUACGGCCUGCCAGUUCUCCCUGAAGGUCACCCACUACCACUGCACACGGGAGAACUGCGGCUACAAGUUCUGCGGCCGCACCCACAUGUAUAAGCACGCCCAGCACCACGACCGCGUGGACAACCUGGUUCUGGAUGAUUUCAAGCGCUUCAAGUCUUCGUUGUGUUGCAACUUCCCAGAUUGCCAGUUUUCUGGCAACAGCACCCAUUUCCACUGCCUGCGCUGUGGCUUCCGCUGCACAGACAGCACCAAGGUGACUGCGCACCGCAAGCACCAUGGGAAGCAAGACGUGAUCAGUGCCGCCGGCUUCUGUCAGUUCAGCUCCAGCGCAGACUGUGAAGUCGCCGACUGCAAGUAUAAACUCAAAUGCUCACAUUUCCAUUGCACUUACCCAGAGUGCAAGCACACAGUGGUAGGGAUGUCCCAGAUGGAUUCCCACAAGCGCAAGCACGAGAAGCAGGAGAGGGGAGAGCUGCCUUCUGUCUCCCCCAACCGAGAUGGGAACCACCACCAUGCAGGCCUAGACGUGUCCCCUGCACACACGAAUCUGCCCCCAACCUCGCCCAACACACCAGGGCUGACCCAUAACAAUGUGGCCAUGUAUCUCCCUUCAGCUAGGGGUGCUGGAGAGUAUGAACAUGCAGGAUCUGCAAUCAAUCUCGAUAGCUCUCUAAACCUCGGAACGGACACCAACAGCUCCCUGUUCUUCCUGAAGAACGCUGCUGGUUUGGGCCUCAGCGACUCCGUGGACCUGAGCAAGAUGAUGCACAGGGAGCCACUGUCCCUGGCUGCUAGGUCUGGCCCUGCUGUUUUAUUGGGCCUGAGCAACCCUCAGGAUGACACUACCGGCACAUCCGGCGAUCCAGAAGACGACCUAUCAGCCGAGGAAGAGCCGAUAGCAGAGGAGGACGAUGAUGAUGAUGAGGAAGAAGAGGAGGAACCAGAGGAGGACAUGAACACAGACUCAUAUGAUGAUUCCAUGCCAGAGCCAGAUGUUGACAAAGACAAUGGUGAAAGUUUUGAUGCUUCCAUGAACCAUGCUGAGACUUCCCAACUGGAUAAAGAGGAGCCCGAGGUUGAAUCUAUGCUGUAGGAGAACUCUGAAUUCCCUGAACAAAUGCAAGUUUGAGUCCCUCAUUUAUCAUCCUUACAGACGCUGCAGAUGACAAGAAAACAACCAACUACACAAGAAAAGUGAAGGCGCCCAAAAUGAUUUAUUAUGAUGUUUACAAGAUGACCAACAUUAUAAAUUUAAUUAUGCAUUAAAAAAUGAACAGAGACAGACAAACGAGGCCCUCUUUUACACAUGGGUGACUAUGUAAACCUUUUCCUACACAUCAGUCUUUUGUGUGUGUGUGCAUGUUUGAUUUUAAUUUAUUCAAUUUCAUUUGUUACUCUUUGUGUGUGGAAAAAAAAUAAGGAAAAACAAUCUCUAGAUAAUAUCUAUAUAAAGUAGAUGUGUGUGGAUAUUAAUGUACAUUUUAAUUGCAGUCACUGGAUUGCAGGACCCUCAUACCAACUGAAAGAGACAAUAGUACAUUGCAGGAAUGUUUUAUAAAGAAUGUUGCUGAAAUAAUUGAUUCUGAAACACCUUGUGUCAUUAUUAUUAUUAAUGAAGUGCAGGGGCCUGCAUCAGUUCUUUGACUUAUAUGCUACUCCGUUUAUCAGUUGAUUCUUUGUAUUUUAUUUACAAUGAUCGCAGUUCUCAAUUAAACAUGCCAUCAUGGUCAGUGAUGUCAUAGGCUCCAUUCCACAUGGACAAUCGCCUGCUUCUACAGGACAAACAGUGACCAGUGACUGCAAAGCUUAAGGCCAUAAAGCAUUGAUCUCAGUGAACUCAACUUACCAAAUGCUAGCUCUCACUUGAUUUGAAAGAGGACCCAUUUGGCAUUGCAUAUUCAUAGCGCACUUUUGUAUAGAUGAGCAGAUACUCAAGCCUCUAUUUAAGACAUUUUAUCUUUUACAUGAUUGCAUUACUAUGGCUUUCUCGUUCGUUUGUUUGUUUGUUUUUGCAUUUUUUUCUAAUUGUACAGGCAUGACCAGAUGAUGUGGGGGUGUCUCACUGUAAAGGAGUCUGUUGUAAUGAUGGGCAUCAGCGCCCCCUGUGUUUUGGAGAGUUUGUAUUGUAACGGUGCUACUGCCCAAAAUUAAUUGGGGAAGAUUACAGCUUUUUUUUCAUCCACAAAUAGAUAAACUCAAGUGUCCAUCAAAAAGAGCAGGAGACAAGUGUCUCUGAAUGUAGGGAAAAAGACAUUUGUAUGUGUUAUUUUUCUUUGAUUUUUCCCUUCACUGUUUCAGUAGCAUGAAAAAAAUAGUUGUAACAAAGUCAGAGGAUGGAGACUGGCUUUUUGAUGCUUCUUUUUUUCAGAAGCCUCAUAUGUCUAUUUCUAAAGGAAGAGGAAACAUGGAAAGAGACUCUUUUUCUAGAUGGCUGAAUGGAGGACAGGUAUCACAGAGACACCAUAAUGAAUGCAAGUGCUGGUGAUGGAAAAUGUGUGAUUUUAUGAAUUGUACAGACCGAAAAUAAUGUUUCAAGGUUUUGUUUUCUCUUUAAAACAGCUGUGGUUUCUCUCCAAUAAUAAGAAGUUAUUUAAUAUUUAUGUGACCUUGUAAUGAGAAAAUUCUAGGGUGUUUUUUUUUUUUGUUGCACUUUUUAGGUUCAUUUUUACCAUAUGAAAUUAUGGCAUAUAUCUUUUAACAGGGAAUUUGCUUUAUCAUGUUGUUUAGUUCACCUUGCUUUGAUGCACAAAUAGUCUUCAGUGUGACGAAGAACUGUUGUCCUGUGUUUUAUUUAAGGAAAAAAACAACAAAAGAAAAAAAAGAUUUUCUUUGCUUCCAAGAUUGGAUGAUUUCAAUAUGAAACGGCAAGAUAGAACCUGGCCUGCCUAACGAGUAACACUAAUGAUUACUGUCAUUUAAAUUAAUUCUAUACAAAGGAAAUUAUUGCAGUGCUCUGCUCUAAAUUUCAAAACAAGAGAGAAGAAUGAAUUUAGUUAGCUUGGACUCCAAACAAGGAAAAGUGAGACGAGGAAAUUAAUUAUUUCCUAAACGUGACAUUGGAAGAACUAUCAUAAUAUAGGCAACUAAAUGUGUAGAUAAAUAUCUUCAAAAAAAUAUUGUUUCAGGAAGGGAAAAAAAAAGGUUGUAUAGUAUUUUCUUCUGUAAAAACUAAAUAUGAACAAAAAUGCUCUUUGGUUAAAAGCUUCCUUUAAAAAGAAACUAAAAAGGAGAAAUAAAGAAUAAAAAGUUAAAAACUGAAAUAACGCCAGUGUAGUUUGCUUGCUUGUGUGUGUGUGUGUGUGUGUGUGUGAGAGAGAGAGAGAGAGAGAGAGAGAGAUACAGUAUGUGAGUGUAUGUGUGAGGUUUUAUAAUCAUGGUUUUCCCAUAGUGGUAGACGAAUUAGUGGUAAUUAAAUCUAUACAAGUCACAUUAUUGUAGCACUGAAUGUGUGCAUUUCUACCUUUUAUGUUAGAAAUCAUAUUUUUUUUUUUUUUAUUAUUUUUUUUUUUUGGGAUAUCAUGCACAAUAACAUU